Messenger RNA from Limulus polyphemus (Atlantic horseshoe crab), 1383 nucleotides. RefSeq names its product zinc finger protein 287-like. The transcript has 5 exons. Gene Ontology annotation, molecular function: chromatin insulator sequence binding. Lineage: Eukaryota; Metazoa; Arthropoda; Merostomata; Xiphosura; Limulidae. Gene Ontology annotation, cellular component: chromosome. The record is from RefSeq and is a predicted model, not a curated record. Gene Ontology annotation, biological process: regulation of transcription by RNA polymerase II. The annotation marks the transcript as partial.
UAUGAAAUAAACAAAGAUUUUUGUAUGCCAGAAACACAUGGAAGAAGGGAACCACCUUCCACCAGGACAAGCUGAAGAAGUUGUAGGUCAACCAAUGUUGGUGGAACCUGGUGAAGAAGGAACCACCUGUUUCGUGUGCUGUAUGCGAUUCCCAACAUCACGGAUGUGUCGUCAGCAUCAGCAUCAUGUACACAUGCGGUGGGUGAGCAAGGAGACACCAGACUAUUCUCAAGAGGAGAUGCCAGAACUUUGCAAUGGAAACAGCCAAGACAAUGAGAUCUUAGAAAGUGAAAUACUGAGGGACACAGAUAGUUCUCAACUUGUCCACACAACAGCUGGAUCUGAGGAGGAGGACACCAUCUGGCCAGCUGAUCACCAGCAUGCUGGUGGAGAUGGUCUGCAGGAUGGCCAGCAUCAAUCUCUAAUUGACACAGCUAAUAAGCAAGCACCAGGUUCUGAGAGCUUGGACAGUCAACAGGCUCUGAUUACUGAGUCUGUGACAAACCAGUCACCUGUGAAUAUUGAAACCUUAACUGAUGAACAGUCUGUAUCUAUGGACAACACUGUUGACCAACAACAAAUGGACAAUGAAAGUUCAGUUAGUCAACAAACUCUGUCCACUGAAAUCAUUGACCAACAGGCAGUAAAUAGAGAAAAUGUUGUUGACCAAAAAUCUUCCACCAGUGACAGCAUAAUUGAUAAACAUCCUGUUAUCAAUCCAGAUGAUCACUCUAACACCAUCAUAGAGAAAGAAGAUGCAGGAGACGCUACAUCUAAACCUAUUAAUGACAAAUUGAUCACCAUUCAGGAUCUUCCUACAGACAGGGAACUGGCAGAGCUAGGCUUCCCUGCCAAAGUGGGCUAUUACUGUCAUCAGUGUGAUGCUGUUAUCAAAAGCUACCCCCUGUAUUACAUGCACAUGCACAACGUGCACAAGUUAGAGAAAAGAUUCCAGUGCAUCGUCAGUGAGUGUAUGAUACUCAGACAUCUUCAGGAACACAUGUACAGCCCAGAACAUACCAUAAUAUACAUUAUCACACAGGAAAAGUACAACAGGUGUGAACCAAGAAACUACCGUUGUAAAGUCUGCCACAACUGGUUUGGACUUUUUGCAACAUUUGUGAAACACAUGGAAACUGAAAGCCAUCAGUACCAAUGUAUGCACUGUGGACUGUUGUUUGUUCAGCCAGGCCCACGUCGAAAUCACAUUCAAAGUGUUCACCCUGAGAUGUCCAAUGUUUGUGAGAUAUGUGGGGUCAGAAUGUCCCACUCUCAAGCACUCUGGAGCCACUUGUCCUUACAUAGUAUUGUCCACGAGUGUCACAAGUGUCAGCGACGUUUCCUCCAGAGGGAACAGUUGGUGGCCCAUAUGGAAGUGCAUGC